GUUACCCUAUCUGAGCUCACCAGUUUAUAUCCCGUUGGUCUACAUAUCCAGGGAUGCUGGGAUAACCUCCUUCCAAUUUCCUGUAGGAAAAGGUUCAUUAUCCUGCAGAGAUCACCAGCGGGAUUAACAGCAUCAGUGAAGUGCAGACAACAACCAGGACAACAAGUGUGCAAGUGUGCGUUAAAUCCUGAGUGGAUUGUGAGGCAAUACUAAGGUGGGUGUCUUGCAAAGCAGCAUUGCAGGAUUUUGCAGUAAUGAAACGUGUACACACGAGACCUGAAACAUGCUUCUCUGGCCGCCCCUCGUGACCAGGGGUAGACUAAGGUGUAGAGAGCAACCCAAAUGUGUAUAGCAUUAACCAAGUCUAUCUGGUUUUGUGUGAUGAAGCGCUGUGGUGACGACGAUAAAAAAUGUGAUUGAAAAUAGAAAUGCGUAAUGAUAGAACUCAACCUAUGCGGUGACCUCUACGUAUAAGUGCACCAUUCUCGUUAUAUUGUAGAGGAAUCAUAUCAUAGCGAAUUGGUGAUAAUAUAGUACAAACAUUUAGUGUGUGAGAGUACAAAGAGUCUUUCUAAACUGGUUACUGCCAAGUGAGAUCCAGUCUUAGGAUUAAAGUUUCGAUUUUGUUAUUAUAUGGACGGUUAGGUUAAGCGCGUGAGUGACGUUUACGAGUGAAGUGUUUGUGAAUGUGUUAGUCGCCUGCCGUGUGUUGUGUAUUUACAGGUGCACUUUAAAGAAAUUUGGGGAAAAACCCACACACAAGUGCUCCGAAUUUUGCGCCAUAAAGAAAGGUAAAACUUUAAAGGAAAAAAAUAGAAAUAUGAAAACAGGAAAGUAGUGUUGUGGUCAGUGUGGCGUCAACUGCCAAAUAGUGAUCCAUGAUACAGUGAUGAGUCCUGACAACAACUGCCCAAGCCCUGACACUCUGCUCCUCCCGCCUCUCACACACACACACACCUGCUGUGACAAACUGACGAGGCUUCUUGUUACAUCUAUUGUGACACUUUGGAAAGUUCCUCUGUUGCAUCUGAUCUGCCUCAACUGUAAGAUCUCUUGUUCUAUACAAUGUAACAGAUUAGGAAGGCCAAUUCUAAGAUACCAGCAAAACUUCCCUCUCCUACACCAGGUUAUCUGCUGUGCCUGCUGGUGAACUCGGUGGCUCCGUGGUGUUGCAAGUCCCGACACCCGAGAUUUUUGUCUGGGGUAUAAUGACUUUACCUGGCCGUACUGAUGACCCCUGAGGGACCUCGUUGUACAAAACUGACUCCCAUGACAUAAUCAAAAUAAAAUAUGUUUAGUGCCUCAGUGCCAACGCCAUCAAUAUUUUGGCACUUGUAGUAAUUCUUGUGAUACAUAAUAACAGUGCCAAUGGCGUGAACAACAACAUUUGUUUACCCACUGGUCGGCCAUCGUCCCAAGAAUGUGGUAUAGUUUGUGGAAGUGCAUCAAAGACGUUUAGAGUUGGUGUACGAUUAACUGUUGAAUUAACAAAUGGUAAAGGGUAAUGUUCAGGUACGAGAGAUAGAAGGUAAAUAGUGAUCAUAAGGUGAAGACAGCCUUACGAGGGACCAACCAACAGUUUCUGGGCAUUAUUUUAACUCUUGGUGGUGAUAAACAGAUAUUAGCAGGUGUCAGCAAGAUCACAGGUGUAGAGAAUAGUGCAACAUGUAAUGGUAGUGGACCCACCACCUUCACUCCUGUCUCCCCACCCUCCCAGGGCAUAGGUCAAGCCCUUUACCAGUGGCGCCAUGUAACCUCUGUGUGAUAGAACUAGGCCAUGACCAGGGCACGCCGCCUGAAGGAGCGAGAGGCCAGAGGACACUGUGCGAGGGAGUGUGAGAGCGAAGCAGCGCGGUCAUGUGAGGAGUGAGAGGGCCCAGCACUUGAGUCUUGCCGCCACAAGGAGUAUGGCCGGUGGAGUGGGGCGGCGUCACCCUGCCGGCAACACGCGCCUUACUGCCUCCUCCACUUCUGCUGCGCCCCUAGACCAUUGACGAAGGGGGACCAUCAGGAGGAGGAGGCCACUGGAGGACGGUGGAGGAGGAGGGAGGUAAUGGAAGGCCGGGCAGGAGGGACCACAACUCUCCCACGCAACAAGGGGGCGACCCUGCCCGGGUUCCGCGUGGGGUCAGUACGUUAUGGUGUUCGCCUGGCACCCCACAACGGGUCCGGGGCGCCAUUGCCCCCUCGGCGAUGCUCCGAGGGUGACUUGGGGGCUCCGGGAAGAGGCUCUACGAGGGUGGAGGGAGUCAAGGUGGUGGCAAGGGAUGGCAGUGGCCCCGACAGUCUACAACCACUUGUUAACAAUGGGCCGGCGGCGCCCGGCACACACCUCACCCCCAGCGAUCACACCCCGCGCAGCCUGGGGUCCUCACCCCUCCAUCUGAAGGAGGCUCACUCACUCCUCAACAACAGGUGGGCCCCACUUACAGUGCCCACGGCCUCGUCCUUGCUGCCCCCCGCCUCGCCACGCCCACACGCUCUCAGACGGAGCUUCAACUCGUCACCACGGCCGUGGGUGGCGCCCAGCACACAGGUGGACUACACCACGACCACCGAGGACGCUGAUGAUAGAGGCGGUGACAAUAACAACGAUAAGAAGAGCGGUGUGGGUGGCAGGUGGCGAACGGCGCCAACAGAUGGCGCGGGCGUGCAUCCCGACACUGACUCUCAAACUGACCCGCUAAAAUUAUCCCCCCACCCACCCGAGGCGGGUGGAUCGCCCUCCCUGCGGGGCGGUCCGCGCCCUGCGCCGCCCCUCAACCCUCCCGUGGACGUGGCCACGUUCAGAAGCGAGGCCACCAUCCUGGUGACCCAGACCAGCAAAGGUCAGGGGAAGAGGGCGACUGGGCAAGGCGAACGCUCAUCCAUAUGUCGGCGGCGGGGCGUGGGCACCCUGAGCCUGGCCAGGACUGCUGGUGAGGACGGGGAAGGCGUGGGUGGCCCGCUGGGUGCUGGUGCAGGAGUCUUUGCUCUGCUGGAGGAGGUGAGGGCAGGCGGCCUGCCUCCCCCCGUCGCUAAAUAUACGUGUUGUGUGGCGGGGCGCUCCCCCCGGCACCUGCUGCCCCGCCAUGCCACUAUGUUUAGCUACCCGGGCCCGGCGCGCCCCACCAUCCCCGAGGAGCCUGCCAGUGCGCACCUCGCCAGUGACCAGUGCAGUGCUCCGCCGCCCGCCACGCCCAGUCAUGCCCACGGCAGUGCAGUGCAGUGUACAGUGUUUCCCGGCGGAGAAGGCGGCAGUGUAGCCUCGGGGGGCAGCGGUCAUGGGGACCGUGUGGCCCCCCCGGCGCCAGUGACCGGCCAGCAGGGCUCCCCCACCACCACACCCGCCCGCAGGACCGUCAGGCCCAGACCAGAAAUACCUGAUCAUUUGUACCGCCGCUGGGCCGCACUCCUCCCGUCUGAUGCUGGCUUAGAUUAUCGCAAACAGAGACAGCAGGCGGAGGUGGGCGCGGGGGCCCCAGGGGGCGCUCCCGGCCCCUCAGAUGAGGUACCCCGGCCGGUGACGUCACCCGACCUCAGCCCCGCGGCAGGAGGAACACAAAGGUCCCAGGACAACCAGCUGGAGCCUCACCUCCAACUUUCCUCUCAGCAGUUUGCCCGGUUUCGACUGGGCCUCCCUACCGGCGGACUGGGGGGCGGCAGGAAGGAAGGGGGGCGUGGGCCCCCUCCAGCACGCCCUCCCAGAUCUCGGCAGAAUCAUCUAGAAGAGCUGCGGAAAUGUACCGAAAGGCUUAAGACGCCAUCACCCGAUAAGAAGGUUCGGGCUGACUCGGCUCCCCCGCCCGAUACCACCGCGUCAGCCGCCUCAGAUGACGGUGACAGCGUUCCCCCGCGGGGCAAAACCAAGAAGGGCAGCAAUGACACCCGCUCCGUCCUCACCCGUCACCCAUCCCUGGGCAAGAGCCCCAGCCUUCCACCGCAGCUCCCCUCGUCCAAGGACCCCGAGGUCUUUAGACUGUCCCCAAUCCCCGUCUCCCGAGACCCAAGGGAGGCUCCUCCCCCAGAUGGGCGACGGGAGGAGGAGGACGUGUUUCAGGAGGGCGUCGUAAAGCCUCCCCCACGACCACGUCCUGACUCCCGCCUUGUCAUCCCCCCGCGAUUCAUUCCCUUUAGGUCGGCGUCCGUGUCUCAAGUGGACGUGGCGUCUGACAGCUCCUUCUUCCAGCGGAGUGGUAAGUCCCCCACCGCCAUCCUGCUGUACCCGCGCUGUAAAGACUACUCUGGUUCCAACACCCUCCCCAAGCGCAGGCCUGCAGUGGCCACCAAAGAAGGGGGUGGUGCCGCAGGCGGGCCCAACCACCACCAUCAUCAUCACCCCCCUCUCACUACCGCAGCCUCCAUCUCCGACAUGACUAACGUUGGUGCCAAGUCGGGGUUGUCGCAGCCCGACAAGUUGGAGAACAAAUCCAAGUCCGAGAGUGAGUUGUCGGUGGCAGGACUUGGCGGCGAGGGUGGCCUGGCUGGCCUCCGAGAUAAUCUCCUCGGAAAAAAGGUGGAUACUAUCGAUGCCUCGGCAACCUCAGGAGGCGGAGCCAGGGGUGCGGGAGGUCCGAAGGAGGGGACGGAGGACGCGAAAGGUAAAGAACACAUUGCCAAAGACACAAGAGCCGCAGGUGGCCAGGGAAUAUCAGCAGAUAAACAAGUUAAAACAAAUGAUUCGAAAACAGAGAUCAUGGACGAAUUAAAUAGUGAAAAGAAUAGGGAAGAUAAAGAACAUUCAGAACUGAGAAAGAAAAGUAAAGAAAAUGUUGAGAGAAAGGGGGAGAGAAAAGACAAAGAGGGCAAUAAAUCGAACAGAGUUAGUUUUUCUGACGAAGUCAAGAACUUUAGUGUUGAUCCUGAAGGAGAUAGAGACGUGACACUAGACCAGUCCAGAUCACUUGUGUGUGUACAACACUCAGCGCGCGGCGAGGUACCCAUUAAUUCUCAAUCCAAUACAGAUAAAGGAAAUGCAGAGAGUGAGGCACAGAGACGUUCUUGUGGAGUAUUAGAGUCAGUAGUGUUUACCCUUGGUGAUGAGGACGAGGGACAGAACAGUGUAAGAGGGAGUCAGAUGUGGGAGGUAGCACCACCUAGCCGACACCACAGACAAAGUGAUGCUCACGAGGGCAAAGACUCAAAAUCUGGGGCAGAGACACCGAGGGGUGACGCCCCCGGGCCGGAGAUGGGUGCUGCUGGCGACUUUAUUGCUACAGAAGCUGCACCAGGAACAACAGGUCCUGAGGACUCUAGGGUAAGUACCGUCAGUAGAGAGACUACACCGUUGAUAACAGAGGUUAUAAAGGACCUAAGUAAGGGUGAGGUUGGUGACACUCCCCCGGGAGGGGAGAAGCCCAGCUCUGGGGGACUGGUUCCUCCAGCGCAGACACCCGAACCAGCAGUUGUGCCAUUGGACUGCGUCCCAGAUGAAGUGCCUUUACCUAGCUGUACUAGUCCACGCUCUAGUACCGAUACUAGAUUAAGUAGUGAGUUAGUAAGUACCAAAGUUAAGACAGGAGGUGCAGAGAGUGGCGUCAGUCAGUGUACUGACCACCGACAAGUGGAGUGUCAGGUCUUGCAAAAGGAGCCACGACUGUCGCAGUGUUUGGUUAUUAAGUCCGGGGCGCGGGAGAGUGGUGAGCACAACACCUUGGGCGGGGAAGGCGCCACCUCCGAGUGCCGGGUGGUCAGGUCCCGGCCCCGCCUCCCGCGGGAAGACUCCGACGGUGACAGUGGCGAGCGAGAGGCCUCCCGUAUGUACCUCACGCAAAUUAGCGAUGAAGGCAUCUUUGAGGAGGAGAGCAAGAGUCAUGAACCACGAGACUCCUCCGACUCGUCGUCCCAGGACAGUGUGGGAGUCGGCCAGGACCGCUCCGACGAGGGUAUUAUACCCGGCUCAGUUCCACGAGAGGAUGUCCCAGUCAGAACAGGGUCACGCCGUCGUCGGAAGUUAGAUGAGGAUAAUGAGCGCUCACUCACCUUCCCUCCCCCAAGAAAAGGCUCCCACGUUGACUCCAUCGGGUACUCCUCAGUGGACAGCAACGGCCUGAGGAGCCUGGUCGCCUCAGGGGCCUACGGAGACAGGGUCAGUGGCGAGCAGCAGCGUAGCUCCUUCUCCCUCCCCGGCAGUUACAUGAGCGAGACCAACCAGCCACCCGACACACGCCAGCUCCUCCUUAUCACGGAGACCCGCCCGAUGGACCGAGCAGAACGGAAGAAGAAACAUCACAGUGAUCCCAGCUGUGAGAGGCGGGGCAGCACCGACGCUCUUCUAUACCUCAGUGAACCUCACCUGGGUAACGUCGCCUCGCAGGAGGAUACGGGGCGAGGAUCUAACAAGGGCGUCGUGUCUCAGGCGUCCACAGACUCUGAGGGUCGUGAUGAGCGAGGGGACCAGAUGUCCAUCGGGCCCCUCAGGGUGUGCACGCCACAGGUGCUGUUGGGUGACCACGAGAGUGACGGCUCCGACUACCCUCCUUGUCGCACCCCUGCCAGGAAUGCCUCCCCCAUACCCUACCUUCAGGAUAGUGACUCUGGGGAGCGCAGCGCCCCUCGCAGCCCUCACGGUCCAAGGCGUUACUUCAAGAGACCUCUGAGAGGACCUUAUGGCUUGAUGCUGGAGGCGGAGAUGAACAAAUCAAAGUCAAGUGCGACGUACCUGGCCGAGGGUAAUUACCUGCGGGUGCGUGACGCCAAGAGCUGUUCGCCUCGCCCCCCGUCACCAGCCUCCCCAUCCGUCAUGGUGGAGGAGGGGGAGCGGCCCCCUCUCAUCAUCCCCACCGCACGCUCACGCGACGACUCCGCCAUCAGGAUCAACUACGCCAGCUCCCCGGAUAACCCGGUACAUCGUAAGGAGAGUGAGGAGACGGAGACGGGGCCCACGUCUCCCGUGGGCCCCGUCUGGGAGAUGGACGGGGAGGGAUCGCUCUCCCCACUACCCAUCGGCCCCGUCCAUCAGCGGACAGCCUCCUCUCCAUCCAAGCUCUUCCCCGGGGGAGGCUUCACCUCGGACGAAGAGCAGGAGUUGGUGGAUUAUUACUCUGCGCGGCUCCUGGGGCAGAACUCCCAGCAGCGCCAGCUGCAGCAUCGACAACAGCAGCAACAAGACCAACAGCCGCAGGCACCACAACAGGCAGGGUCGGAGCUGCGGCACCCCACUCCGUACGAGCACCGCCACACCUCCGACCACAGACACUCACACAAGAGACACAGGGACACACGGGCCCACGUGGUUGGUGAACUGCACGACACAGAAAGAAACUAUGUCAACAAUCUUAACUUUCUCCUCACGAGGUACCAGCAGACGCUCAAGAGUCCAGAGUACAGCGCUAUCAUCGACGCCAGCCUGGUGGACGACAUCUUCUAUCAGGUGCCGGAUAUCCACACCUACCACGAGCGCUUCCUGGAGGAGCUUAAGCAACGCAUCGAGUCCAGGGACGCCAGCAACUGUGUAGGGGACAUCUUCCUGCAGCUGGUGAACGACCCGGGGGUAUUGGAGAGCUACACAUCCUUCACCAAUAAUUGGAAGACGGCUCAUGAGGCGGCCAAGGCUGCAGCCCAGGCCAAACCUGCCUUCAGACACUUCCUGGUGGCACGAGCUCGGGAACACCAUGGCAAACUGGACCUCAAGGCUCUCCUCAUCAAGCCUGUCCAACGCCUUCCACAGUAUGAAUUACUACUCAAGCGUCUCCUGAAGCACACUAGUAGAGAGCACCCUGACCAUGCACUCCUGACAGAGGCCAUCGGGGUGGUGCAACAGUUAGCCAGUAGGAUCAAUGCUGUGGAGCAAGAAGCUCUCCAGCACGAGCAGCAACAACUACUACUAAAAGAACUUGAGAACAUUAUAGAGGGCCUUGAUGGUCUUGUCCAACCAGAUAGGAUGUUCUUACGCCAUGACCUAGUAACGAUGCACCCGGGACUGGUGACACGAAAGGAACGCUGCCUUUUCCUCUUCUCUGAUCUCCUUGUUAUCACCGCUAUUAAGAGACGAUCUGGCACUAUACGAAAAGGGUCAAGCUUACCAUUCACAUUACUGAGCUCCUUGGAAGCCAACAAGUUCAAGCUCUUCAAAUUCAUUCCAUUAGAUGAACUGGACAUCGCUAGGUCACGAGAUGAGAGUGUGAAGAAGCUGGUUAGAGAGUUGGAGACCUUACAAGAAGACCUCCAGACACUCGAACACAUCUCCAAGCUCACCAAGACUCUCCGGUGUCCCCGAGGGCCCAUGGAGGACUCCGUACAGGACAUGAUCACCCAGGUGCAGAAGCAGCUGGCGGAGAGACAUGGUGCAGACUCACAGCUCAUGGAACUGGAGCUCACCAUCACCACACAAGAAGGAAUGGAGAACCUGACCUUCAUGUUCAGCAGUGCAGAGAAGAGAGCUAUGUGGGAGGAAGCAUUCAAUGAUGCUAAACACAAACUAGCAAUGUCAGCAGACCGGCGACCUCCCCCAGAGUUUGUCUCAGCUCUGCCUAUUAGAAAAACAAGAGCAGGUCUUCAGUUCACGUGUGCAACUGCUACUCUUGGUCUCAAUGCUCAUAACCUAAAAGAUGUAUGGGUGUGUAAUAGUGAUGGAUACGUGGGUCAGGUGUGCGUCCUAAGUUUACAACCUGAUCCAACUGUAGCGUGUUGUAACGGAGUGUGUAAUGCUCGUAUCCUCUCCAUCGCCUCUAUUCCUGCUGCACCGCAACCUGAUUCUAGCGAUGAUGAUGAGGAUGAAGAAAUUCCAAUGGAUGAAGACAUUAGAAAACGGCGAAGUGAAUCUCUGCCUCCCGAGAUGAGUAGCGACGACACGGACAACCAGCAGCCAACAAUGUGGCUCGGGACAGAAGAUGGUUUCAUUCACGUUUAUAACUGUUCCGACACAAUUAGGAUUAAGAAAAAUAAGUUCAAAUUCCAACCUGGAUCUCCAGUUCACUGUAUAAUUCACUUAGACAAUCGAGUGUUUGCAUCGUUAGCUAAUGGAGACAUCAUCGUAUAUCGGCGAGACCAAUCUGGAGGAUGGAAUGUAGCAGACAGACAAGUUAUAAGCAUUAGUACGGCAGCGGCACCAGUAACCAGAAUGAUGGCUGUGGCGGGAAAGCUGUGGUGUGCAGCCAUGAACACCGUGCGCGUUCUCAACACUGUGUCGCUACAAGUGGAACAUUCAUUUGUGGUUGGUGGAGAAAAUGGCCGAGGUGUGUCGUGUAUGGUGUCUGCAGGUCACGGGGUUUGGGUCUCGGUACACAAUUCUGCCGCUGUUAGACUAUACCACGCAGCCACCUACGAGUGUCUGUGUGAAGUAAAUGUUGCUCCAGCCGUCACAAAAAUGCUUGCAGGUUGUGACGACAUCAUCCGACAACACAAAGCUGCAUGUUUACGUGUAACAUCAUUACUGGCAUGUAAGGAUUUGCUUUGGGUUGGGACGAGUGCUGGAGUCAUCAUUACAGUGCCCCUGCCCCACCUAGCUCAUAAUACCCACCGUGUUCAAGCACCCUUAAACAUGGUCGGUAUACCAUACGGGCACACAGGUCAUGUAAGAUUUUUGACAAGCGUUGAGUUGACGCCUGAGCCUCGAACGUCUCGUCUAAAGGGUCACUCAAGAUAUUCCUUCAAGGGGAGAGACCAUCCUCAUCAUCAGGUAAUGGCAAAUCCAGGAACUGCAGCACCGGCCAAGCUUUUAGUAAUCUCCGGUGGUGACGGGUACGAAGACUUCCGAAGUUCAGGGAUGUCGGAAUUGGCAGGCCGAGACGACUCUACUAAUCAUUUACUUUUAUGGCAAGUCUGAGGCUCAGGAGAAUAAAACAUGUGAUAAAGUAUUAAUGGAGUCCCUCAGAGGAAGACGAACCUGACGGACUACUGUACUCCCAGCGGGCAUUAUCAGUGACAUUUUGAAAGGUGUUGACUGGAUGGCCUAUGUGGGAUGAUCUUUCCCAAAUCUCUCUCUAAAGUAUAGGCUGGAUAACAUUACUGUACUUGCCAUAAUUAAAUUUGGAGGGAUGAUAAGGGCUCAGUUGAAGGAUUUCCUUCAGCUUAUAGUUAUGUGACAAUUCUGACAGAGCAGAAGCAGCAGUUUCAGAUUAAGUCUGUUUAGAUAAAACAAGAAAUGAAUGGUGUAGUUCCCUACAUUGCUUUGCUCUUUUCAUUACAUCGAUGAAAAAAAUAUCAAGCAAAUAUUAGAAAGAAAAAAUAAGCCAAAUAUUUUUAAGACUUAAAGCAGUGAGCAUGUGUAUAACUGUUUAAACUCACACAUUACAGUAGUGCUGUGUCUAAGAAACUCUUGCUUUAUCUCUUCAGCUUAAGUAAUCAACUGUGCUGCUAAAUAAAACAUAUCCAGGCAAGAGCCUUCUCAGUGUCACAGCCACAUCAGGUUUGAAUUAACGAGCCAGUGAGACUAAAAGUUACAGAGGUGACUUAUAUAAGGUGUAAUUAUGGGUGUAACAAUAACUAAGACUGUGCCAGAGACCUCAUGUAUGACAUCUAUCAAAGAUUUAUCAUUUAAAAACAAAUGUAUUUUCUAAUUUUAUUAUAUUUUCUCAUUGUACUUUACUUAAUGAGGUACUGAAUGUACAGUAUUGUCUUUGCAUUUCUUAUUAGCUUAAUGGUAUGAAUGUGCAUAAUGAAAUUUUGCAUUUAUUUCAAGCAAGUAUUAAACCUAACUUCCUCUCA
Homarus americanus (American lobster) is the source of this 10626-nucleotide messenger RNA. RefSeq names its product rho guanine nucleotide exchange factor 17-like. Gene Ontology annotation, biological process: actin cytoskeleton organization. The transcript is spliced from 19 exons. The coding region runs from base 2054 to 9745 and encodes 2563 amino acids. Gene Ontology annotation, molecular function: protein binding; guanyl-nucleotide exchange factor activity. NCBI's taxonomy places the organism in Eukaryota, Metazoa, Arthropoda, Malacostraca, Decapoda, Nephropidae. The record is from RefSeq and is a predicted model, not a curated record.